AUGAGUGUUGAACAGCACCAACAGCAUAUUAUUCAACAGCAGCAGCAGCAGCAGCAGCAGCAGCAGCAGCAACAACAACAUCAGCAGGCACUACCUUCUGCUACUACAUCUGCAUCCACAAUCACGUCUUCGUCGUCUCAAAGACAAGUCUCGUUUAAUGUCUCUGACCACUACCAGAUUCUAGAGAUUGUUGGCGAAGGUGCUUAUGGUAUUGUAUGCUCAGCGAUCCAUAAACCAUCGCAACAAAAGGUAGCUAUUAAAAAGAUCGAGCCAUUUGAAAGAUCGAUGUUAUGUUUGCGUACCUUGCGAGAAUUAAAGCUUCUUAAACAUUUUAAUCAUGAGAAUAUUAUUAGUAUACUUGCAAUACAGCGUCCUUUUGAUUACCAACUGUUUAACGAGAUUUACUUAAUUCAAGAAUUAAUGGAGACCGAUUUGCAUCGAGUUAUUCGAACCCAGACUUUGACUGAUGACCAUAUACAAUAUUUCACAUAUCAAACAUUGAGAGCCUUGAAAACUAUGCAUCUGGCAAAUGUGUUACAUAGAGAUUUGAAGCCACUGAACUUACUAUUGAACUCAAACUGUGAUUUAAAAGUUUGUGACUUUGGGUUGGCUAGAAGUAUUGCUUCCCUGGAGGACAAUUUCGGGUUCAUGACUGAAUAUGUGGCAACUAGAUGGUACAGAGCUCCUGAGAUUAUGUUGACUUUUCAGGAAUAUACUACCGCCAUCGACGUGUGGUCAGUAGGGUGUAUCUUGGCCGAGAUGUUGAUUGGGAGACCGUUGUUCCCAGGUAGAGACUACCAUAAUCAAUUAUGGUUAAUAAUGGAAAUAUUGGGUACUCCAAAUAUGGAGGAUUAUUACAACAUUAAACUGAAAAGAGCAAGAGAAUAUAUUAGGAGCUUGCCGUUUUGUAAAAAAAUUCCAUUUACUGAGUUGUUUCAAUCGAGGAAUAAAGAAGUUAAUCCUUUGGCAAUUGAUUUGUUGGAGAAACUAUUGAUUUUCAAUCCUGCAAAGAGAAUCACUGUUGAAGAUGCAUUGAAACAUCCUUAUCUCAAAUUAUACCAUGAUCUUAAUGAUGAACCUGUGAGUGAAAAAAUCCCCGAAGGGUUUUUCUCAUUUGAUAAGAGGAAAGAUGAGUUAAGUAUUAGUGAGUUGAAAAAGAUGCUUUAUGAUGAAAUUAUGAAACCAUUGUGA
Molecule: messenger RNA, 1191 nt
Organism: Lodderomyces oxycetoniae
Lineage: Eukaryota; Fungi; Ascomycota; Pichiomycetes; Serinales; Debaryomycetaceae
Gene: CEK1
Product: mitogen-activated serine/threonine-protein kinase
Exons: 1
Coding region: 1-1191 (396 amino acids)
Biological process (GO): protein phosphorylation; intracellular signal transduction
Cellular component (GO): nucleus; cytoplasm
Molecular function (GO): MAP kinase activity; ATP binding
Source: RefSeq, a predicted model, not a curated record